CAUACAUCGAUCCUUUCAACCUUUAUAAUUUCCAUCCGCUGACCUCUCAUCUCUCCAUCUCCACAACACCUCUCUCCAAGAAAAUCUAGACUAGUAAAGAGAACUUCAAAACCAUGACCGAUUCUUUAAGAAUUUGGCUUAGCUCUCUCCAGCAAAAGUGCGGGUCUUUCCUUCAAGAACUGAAGCUCCCAAACAAGGCAUCCACUCGGCACAAGAGAUCAAGAAAUCCCAAGACACCACCGUCACCAUCAUCUUCGAAGUUCCACUCAUCAACUCCCUCUUCAUUCGCAGCAAGCGAGGUCUCCGCCCAACUGAGACAAGUCUUCGAGCUCAUUGAUGCUGACGGUGAUGGCAAGAUCUCGCCAACGGAGCUCAGCCGAGUCCUCUCAGGCCUCGGGCACGUCGGGGCGGCGGCGGCGGACGAGGAGGCACGGGUGAUGGUCAAGGAAAUUGACCGCGACGGCGACGGGCGCGUCGACCUGGACGAGUUCUUGGUCGCGGUAUUGAGCGGGGAUGACGACCUGAUGGAUGCCUUCCUGAUCUUUGACGCCAACAAGGACGGUUUGAUAUCGGCCAAGGAGCUGCAGAGGGUUUUGCAAGGUGUGCGAUGUGAAGCUAGCAUCGAGGAUUGCAGGCGCAUGAUUAGAGGGGUCGAUACGGACGGCGACGGUUUUGUGAAUUUUGAGGAGUUCAGGUCGAUGAUGAGAGGGUGUUUUUCUUGAUUUUCUUGAAUUGAAUUGGAGGUUUUCGUUUUACGGGCUGAAACUUUGGAGACUAUUUUGGUAUCAGAGCAAGUGGAGCAGUUGUUUCUGUUAUUUUUUUGGUAGGUCCACGUAAAAUGCAAUUUUACAGCCAGACUAUAUUAAAAUGCAAAAUUUUACUAUUGUUCUGUUAGUUGAUUACUAAUUGCAUAUAUGUGUAAUUACAGCUAUGAUUAAUUGUGGAAAAAAGUUGU
Eucalyptus grandis is the source of this 955-nucleotide messenger RNA. Its product is annotated as calmodulin-like protein 3. Bases 114 to 722 code for a protein of 202 amino acids. Lineage: Eukaryota; Viridiplantae; Streptophyta; Magnoliopsida; Myrtales; Myrtaceae. The record is from RefSeq and is a predicted model, not a curated record. The transcript has a single exon. Gene Ontology annotation, molecular function: calcium ion binding.